Messenger RNA from Penicillium angulare, 621 nucleotides. Its product is annotated as protein SYS1. The coding region runs from base 1 to 621 and encodes 206 amino acids. Gene Ontology annotation, biological process: Golgi to plasma membrane protein transport; protein localization to Golgi apparatus; Golgi to endosome transport. The transcript is spliced from 2 exons. The record is from RefSeq and is a predicted model, not a curated record. Gene Ontology annotation, cellular component: Golgi membrane; trans-Golgi network. Lineage: Eukaryota; Fungi; Ascomycota; Eurotiomycetes; Eurotiales; Aspergillaceae.
AUGCCCGGGCGCAGGCGCCUUCCAGCGGGGUCGCGAACUGACCUUCCGCCCUUGAAAAUCAUCCGCAAGAUCCUCCUACUUCAAGUAGCCUAUUAUGUCUGCGCGACGGUCCUCAUCCUCUUCACGACGGUUGUCUACGGUGCACCGUUCUCGCUAGACUUAGUCUUUGGAUGGGAUAAAUUGCGCGGAGAUACAACUGUCGGUUGGAUGCUGGGUUUAGUAUGGAUGCUUAACUGUUUUAUCAGUGUAAUCUUCCUCCUCCUCUUCGUCUCCCGCUCAAAACUCGUCCCAGAUUUCGCUCUAACGAUCCACUUCCUUCACCUCGUCGCUACAAUCCUCUACACACGCUCACUACCUGCAAACCUCCUCUGGUGGGCUCUCCAAUUCGCUAGCGCAGCAAUGAUGACCUUCCUAGGCAUGUGGGCGUGCCAACACCGUGAACUGAAGCCGAUUAGUUUUGGCGGAAUAGGAGUAGGAGGUGGAAGUAGUAGUGCUGAACGAUCUUCGCAGGCUGGGGAUCCGCAGCAGGAACCCAGCUUUGGAAGGGGUCGUGGGAGAGAAAGGAGUAUACAGGAGUAUGAAAUGGAUCAGAUGAAAGCUAAUGGGGAACAUCCCGUAUAA